AUGAACACGCGAAGUCUUAUUUUUACCCUGGGAUCAUGCUGCAUCGCGAGCCUCGCGUCGCCUACUCAGAUUGUACUGGGUACAUCACUGAUUGAACAGUCUGAACUUCAACAUUUACCCAGGAAGCUUCACGGUCGGUUUCUGCACAUCACAGAUAUCCACCCCGAUCCGUUUUAUGAGCCCGGUUCAUCACAAUCCUCUGCAUGCCAUCGACCUAAUCUCGAGGAGGAGCGUCCAGCAGGUUACUACGGAGCACCAUAUAGCUUUUGUGACUCGCCUUUCAGACUCACGAAUUUCACGCUUGACUUUUUAGACGAACAUUGGACCUCUGAAAUCGAUUUUGUAAUUUCACCUAGACACGACAAUGAUGACGAUUUGCCACGAUCACUCGACGAAAUUUAUGACUUGAAUCGUGCUGUAGCUAAGAAGAUGGAGCAUGUGUUCUUGAAGAAAGGCAUCCCAGUCGUGCCAAGUUUGGGAAAUAAUGACAUAUGGCGACCUAAUCAAAUACUCGACGAGUUCUCUUCGAUAUGGAGUGCAUUUAUACCCCCGACGUCAUCAGCAUCAUUUCAUCAAGGAGCAUACUUCUCGACGGAGAUCAUACCUGAUGCGGUAGCUGCUAUUAGUCUUAAUACCUUGUACUUUUAUAAGAAAAAUCACGCUGUAGCAGGGUGUGAUUAUGCCGACCCAAAGAACCCUGGAAAUAUGCACCUUGAUUGGCUUGAAGAACAACUGGAAGCAUUCCGAUCUCGACAGAUGCAGACCUACUUUCCCGAAUGCUACAAACGUUUCGUAGAAUUGAACCUGCGAUUCCAAGACACGAUCUUGGGUAAUUUGUAUGGGCACCUAAACGUCGACCACUUCUCUUUCUUGGACGCUGAUGAGAUCGACAUGUCUUUGGAGACCUCGUUAAAAAGCACAAUCUUUGAGACACUCAUCGCCGAUUUUUCGGAGAUUCCGGAACCCCUCGAAGACACUCACUACGACAACUAUGCAGUGGUGAACGUUAACUCUGCCGUUGUACCAAAUCCUUACAUUCCAUCCUUCCGAGUCUUUACGUAUAAUGUCACUGGACUCUCAGCACUCGCGAAGGAUGUCGGCUCUGAUCUACAUCUUCAAACGAUAAAGGCCACUCAGAGGCGACGCGCCUUGAACCAUGGCAAAGUUCGCGCAUCGAGGACGCCGAAGUGUGAACACAGGGCGUUCCGUAACACGUGGAGGUGCCAAUCUGACAAACCCUGGCAUUCCGAUAGCGAGUCACCAUCAAGACGCAACUCGUUGUGGUCGCCUCUAGGGUUCGCACAGUUUUAUAUGCCAAGACUGGAGGAAUUCGAUGAGACGCAUGAUCCAGAGUUCGAGCUCGAAUACAUGACCUUCCCUCUUUCAAACUUGCAUCCCGGCGAAGAAACACAGAAUAUCACGAAUCACCAAUAUGUUAUUCCUCUUCGGCUUCUCCCAGAAGAACUUCGCGAGCCUGGUGCUGUGGAGUCAGAGUACACGCCCUACGAGUUGGAUGACUUGACCAUCCCAUCGUGGUUGGAUCUUGCCACGAGGCUUACGAAGGACAGUGAUCUUCGAUCAAGGUUCAAGGACUUCAUGUACAUGGGCGGGGUGGAGGAAUGAUCAUUUGAGGUGUCGAUGUUGGUAACGGACAAGGACGUUGAGAUCCAGGCUAUGUAUUAUUGAUUGUGCUGGCUGCUGCCAGGCUGAAAUGUGUUAUAUAAUUGUCAUCUUUGUAUUAAAUUAUGUACGCCUACAUAGAGUACCUUAUGUAAAGCUGUAGACAUUCUUAAAACAGAAUAUCAUAUCAUGAUCCGAACUGCA
This is a messenger RNA of Suillus bovinus, 1824 nucleotides long. RefSeq lists its product as uncharacterized. The transcript has 14 exons. Gene Ontology annotation, molecular function: exopolyphosphatase activity; endopolyphosphatase activity. Lineage: Eukaryota; Fungi; Basidiomycota; Agaricomycetes; Boletales; Suillaceae. The record is from RefSeq and is a predicted model, not a curated record. Gene Ontology annotation, cellular component: fungal-type vacuole. Gene Ontology annotation, biological process: polyphosphate catabolic process. Bases 1 to 1623 code for a protein of 540 amino acids.